GCUCUGGCAGCUGAUGAGGAGAUUGAUGAGUCCAUAUUGGAUCACGAGGUAGAGAUGGAUGCGCCUUCCAACGCCACUUCGGAGCUACACUCGGAUGCCCAUUCAGAAACGAGUCUUGCUCAUUCCCAUGAAAUGAAGGAGGAAACAUCAAAUGAUGUUCCGCAUGCAGAACAUACAGACACGGAAGAUAAAUUACAGUCUAACGGAGACUCAUCGCCGAAGAAGUCCCCAACGAAAAGAUCCAGACGUUCAAGAGCUAAGCGGAAUGAAACUGACGACGAAAUUGAUGAAGAAGAAAAGGACGAUGAUAUGGAAGGCGAUUUCAAGGAUGUUUCAGCGAUGAUGAGCAAUGCUGAUCGUAAAAUCAAUGUUGGUGAUGACUUCCAAGCGCGUGUAGAUGAGUCACACAAAGACAAUCAGGUUCCUCCCCAGUUGUCAGAAGAGGAAGACGAGAGAGAAUAUGUUAUGUGGCGUGCACCAAAUGAUCUGGACGAAACAAAACUUAUGGAAUACUGUGAGGAUGCCAUUGGUGUUUACAAACUCACGUAUGACAGAGUAAGUAUUAAUUUAUGGAAAGCGAUAUUGUUACGCUUGAUAUAUUAA
Messenger RNA from Strongylus vulgaris, 603 nucleotides. Lineage: Eukaryota; Metazoa; Nematoda; Chromadorea; Rhabditida; Strongylidae. The record is from the annotation of a GenBank genome assembly.